Molecule: messenger RNA, 4140 nt
Organism: Gracilinanus agilis (Agile Gracile Mouse Opossum)
Lineage: Eukaryota; Metazoa; Chordata; Mammalia; Didelphimorphia; Didelphidae
Gene: EHMT1
Product: euchromatic histone lysine methyltransferase 1
Exons: 27
Coding region: 34-3963 (1309 amino acids)
Cellular component (GO): nucleus
Molecular function (GO): zinc ion binding; p53 binding; histone H3K9 methyltransferase activity
Source: RefSeq, a predicted model, not a curated record
CGGGGGCGGGGCCACAGUCGGGGCACCCGGGCCAUGGCCGCCGCGGAUUCUGAGCAAGCGGUGUUGAGUAAGGGGGAGACCAAGAAGGAUACCUGCAUGAAGACUGAACUGCUGAAAGAUAUCACAAACAAUAAAGAAGAAGGGGGUAAUGACAUGGCUGCUGAUGAAAGUUCAACAGAAAAGCAAGGAGGGGAGCCUCAGAUGGCAGCGGAUGGUGAAACAAAUGGCUCUUGUGAAAGAAAUGAAGCCAAUAGUCAUCCCAAUCCAGCUAAACACACUCAGGACAAUACAAAAGCCAGCCCACAGGAGCCUGCUAAGUUAACAAGAAUAGCUGAAAAUGGAAUUUCUGAGAGAGAUAGUGACUUUGGGAAACAAAAUCAUGUGAAAGCUAGUGAUUUCACUCAGACUUCUCUCACAGGAAGUAAUGGCUAUAUCUUAACCAAACAGACUUUACCAGAACAACCCAUAAGGACUACCAGCACCUUGACUUCUUCUCUUCCUGGCCAUGCUGCAAAAACACUUCCUGGAGGACCCAACAAGGGAAGAACUCUAAGCUCAUUUCCUCAUGCACAGGCUGCAAUGCCCACCAAGCUCGGUGAAGGGAGUAAAGAUCUAGAUCAUAAAAAACCCACCACUAUAAAUCCUGACGUCAAAGUCCACAGAGCACGGAAGACUAUGCCUAAGUCCAUCCCCAGCCUGCAUGCAGCCAGUAAGGACCCCAGAGAAGUUCGAGAUUCUAGAGAUCAUAAAGAAUCAAAGGAGGAAAGCAACAAAAAUGUUACGGAGUUUGGAAAACAGCAGCUUUUGCCCCCUCUCUCAUCCCUUCAUCAGUCGCUACCUCAGAACCAAUGCUACAUGGCCACCACAAAGUCACAGACAGCUUGCUUGCCUUUUGUUUUAGCAGCUGCAGUAUCUCGGAAGAAAAAACGGAGAAUGGGAACCUACAGCCUGGUUCCUAAGAAAAAGACCAAAGUUUUAAAGCAGAGGACGGUGAUUGAGAUGUUUAAGAGCAUAGCUCAUUCCACUGUGGGCACCAAGAGUGAGAAGGAUGUAGGUGACAGUAGCCUUCAUGUAAAUGGAGAGAGCUUGGAGAUUGACUCAGAAGAGGAUGACUCUGAUGAUUUGGAAGAGGAUGAAGAUCAUGGAUCUGAGCAAGCCUCUACAUUUCCUGUGGAAGACAAUAGAAUUUCUAAAGAGGGUAUAUCUGAAAUUGAUCGGGCCCAAAAGAUGGAGGAUGGGGAGUCUGAAGAGGAGCAAGAAUCUGGAGAAUCUGGGGAGGAAGAAGAAGAUGGGGAUGAAUCUGAUUUGAGUUCAGAAUCUAGCAUUAAGAAGAAGCUUCUGAAACGAAAAGGAAAGAUAGACAGCCCAUGGAUUAAGCCAACCAGGAAAAGGAGGAGGAGGAAUAAAAAGAAACAAAGCAGUGUCUUAGGUACUGAAACAUACAAGUCAUCUUUGGGAAGCACAGGACAAGCUGGGCAGGAAAAUAGUAUGGACUAUAUGGAGGUUUCUCUGGAUUCUCUGGAUCUCCGAGUAAAGGGAAUUUUAUCUUCACAAUCAGAAGGUCUAUCCAAUGGUCCUGAAGCAGUGGAAAUUGAUGGCCUUCAGGAAGUGCCUCUCUGUAGCUGCCGAAUGGAAACUCCCAAAAGUCGUGAGAUUACCACAUUAGCCAACAAUCAGUGUAUGGCCACUGAAAGUAUAGACAAUGAGUUGGGAAGAUGCACAAACAAUGUGGUUAAAUAUGAGUUGAUGCGUCCGUCAAAUAAUGUCCAGCUCUUGGUGCUAUGUGAGGAUCAUAGAGGGAAAAUGGUGAAACAUCAAUGCUGCCCUGGUUGUGGGUACUUCUGCACAGCUGGCAAUUUUAUGGAAUGUCAACCUGAAAGUAGCAUAUCUCAUCGUUUUCAUAAGGACUGUGCCUCCUUUGUCAAUAAUACAAGCUAUUGCCCUCAUUGUGGGGAAGAGACCUCAAAAGCAAAAGAGGUCACCAUAGCCAAAGCAGACACUACUUCCACAGUGUCGCUUACCUAUGUCCAAGAAAAACCAGUCGCUGUAGAGGGAAGGGCUGACACUACAACAGGUAGCAGUGGAGUUGGAACACAGUUGUCUGAGGAGGAAAAGCCAGAGAGUUUAACUCCUCAAGUUCCUGAAUCAGGCUUCGAAUUGUCUGGGUCUUCAGUUUUUGUUAAGCCUACUACAGGACUUUCACAGGGACCAGUAAAAGAAACCUUGGAAAGUGCUUUGAUUGCUUUGGAUUCAGAAAAACCGAAGAAGUUACGUUUCCACCCUAAGCAGUUGUACUUUUCUGCCCGACAAGGAGAACUGCAAAAAGUGCUGCUUAUGUUAGUUGAUGGGAUUGACCCAAACUUUAAAAUGGAGCACCAGAAUAAAAGAACUCCACUUCAUGCAGCUGCAGAGUCUGGCCAUGUGGACAUCUGUCAUAUGUUGAUUCAGGCUGGUGCUAAUAUUGACACCUGUUCAGAAGAUCAGAGAACCCCACUGAUGGAGGCAUCAGAAAACAACCAUUUGGAUGCUGUAAAAUACCUCAUCAAGGCUGGAGCAUUAGUAGAUCCUAAGGAUGCAGAGGGCUCCACAUGCUUGCACCUAGCUGCCAAGAAAGGCCACUAUGAUGUGGUUCAGUAUUUGCUCUCAAAUGGACAGAUGGAUGUCAAUUGCCAGGAUGAUGGUGGUUGGACACCAAUGAUUUGGGCCACUGAAUAUAAACAUAUUGAUCUUGUGAAGCUCUUGCUAGCUAAAGGAUCAGACAUCAACAUAAGAGACAAUGAAGAAAAUAUUUGUUUGCAUUGGGCAGCUUUUUCAGGCUGUGUUGAAAUAGCAGAGAUAUUGUUGGCUGCUAAGUGUGAUUUACAUGCAGUAAACAUACAUGGAGACUCACCCUUGCACAUUGCAGCCAGGGAAAACCGCUAUGAUUGUGUGGUCCUCUUUCUCUCUCGUGGCUCUGAUGUCACCCUAAAGAACAAGGAAGGAGAAACACCAAUCCAGUGUUCCAGUCUCAACUCUCAGGUGUGGGGAGCUCUUCAAAUGAAUAAGACUCUUCAAGAAUCUUCCAAUGAGAAACCUGCCCAAAUAGAAAGGACGAUGAGUAGAGACAUUGCUCGAGGUUAUGAACGAAUUCCCAUUCCUUGUGUUAAUGCUGUGGACAAUGAGCCAUGCCCUAGUAACUACAAGUAUGUUUCCCAGAAUUGUGUGACAUCCCCUAUGAACAUUGAUAGAAACAUUACACAUUUGCAGUACUGUGUGUGCAUAGAUGAUUGCUCUUCCAGCAACUGCAUGUGUGGCCAGCUCAGUAUGCGGUGUUGGUACGACAAGGAUGGUCGACUCUUGCCUGAAUUCAACAUGGCAGAACCUCCCCUGAUCUUUGAGUGCAAUCAUGCUUGUUCUUGUUGGAGGAAUUGCCGAAAUAGGGUUGUGCAAAAUGGGCUCAGGGCUCGAUUACAACUUUAUCGGACACAAAAUAUGGGUUGGGGUGUACGGUCCAUGCAAGACAUUCCACUGGGGACUUUUGUUUGCGAAUAUGUUGGAGAGCUGAUUUCUGAUUCAGAAGCUGAUGUCCGAGAAGAGGAUUCCUAUCUCUUUGAUCUGGACAAUAAGGAUGGAGAAGUUUACUGCAUAGAUGCCCGUUUCUAUGGCAACAUCAGCCGUUUUAUUAACCAUCUCUGUGAGCCCAAUCUCAUUCCUGUGCGUGUCUUCAUGUCACAUCAAGAUUUGCGCUUUCCUCGGAUUGCUUUCUUCAGUACUCGGCAGAUAGAAGCAGGAGAAGAGCUAGGGUUUGACUAUGGAGACAGAUUCUGGGACAUCAAAGGCAAGUUCUUUAGCUGUCAAUGUGGAUCCCCCAAGUGCAAACACUCCAGUGCAGCCCUGGCCCAGCGUCAGGCCAGCUCUUCCCAGGAUACCCAAGAGAACGGGCUCCCAGACACUAGCUCUGCUGCAGCUGCUGACCCUUUUUGAGGCCCUGAUCACCAAAACUGACAUUGUUUCAACUCUCUAGAUUUAAAUAUUGUUUAAAUUUCCAUUUAAAGAGGACAAGAAAUCUACAAAUGAAGUCCAAGAGGUCAUAAGAUUUAGGGGCUGUGCCACCGACUGUUACUUGAGGAAUUAUGAAAUAACAUGCUGAAUACUUUUUUG